Molecule: messenger RNA, 825 nt
Organism: Phycomyces blakesleeanus NRRL 1555(-)
Lineage: Eukaryota; Fungi; Mucoromycota; Mucoromycetes; Mucorales; Phycomycetaceae
Exons: 4
Cellular component (GO): nucleus
Source: RefSeq, a predicted model, not a curated record
GACAUUGUCAAUGUUGAUUUCGACUUUUUCAAUCCUGAGCCCGUUGAUUUCCAUGCGCUUAAAAGACUAUUGGGCCAGCUGUUCUCAUCAGACGCAGAACUUAUCAACUUGUCGGAUAUUGUUGACAUUAUUAUCGAGGAAAACCAUGUGGGCACAACAGUCAAAGUAGACGGACAGGAAUCGGAUCCUUAUGCAAUCCUCAGCGUAAUUAAUCUCAACGAACAAAAGGAAAAUGAAGGUGUCAAGUCAUUAUGCUCUUACCUUUUGGCAAAGUGCCCCAAGAAGGAAGAGAAGGUUCACAAGGCAGUGACAGAUAUACUCUCACUUAAAAAGAGCUCUGGAAAUUCUGUGGGAUGGAUUGUAUCUGAGAGGUUUAUCAACAUGCCAGUAGAAAUUAUGCCUCCAAUGUAUUCUAUGUUACAACAAGAGUUGAAACAGGCAGUAGAAAAGAAAGAGCCUUAUGAUUUCGAAUGGUAUAUGAUUAUCUCUAAAACAUACAAAGAAGUGUCUUCAUCUCUUGAUGAAAACGGCGAAGAAGAGGAGCCAAAAGCCCCAAAAAAGAAGUCUAAAAAGGCCUCUAAACCUGUGGACGAAACAUUUUAUUUCCAAGCAGAAGACGAAAUCAUCGCAAAGUAUGCAACCUAUCAGUUUGACUUCAAAUUCACAAACAGUGAAAAGGAAUCAGUAUCCGACGCAAAACGUGCAUUCUCUGACUUUGGCAUUGCACCAUCACGUAAACUCUUGCUAGUUCACAAAUCCAAGUUUGACGAAUUAGUAGGAGAUAUUGAAGCCACUUGCACAAAUAUCGUUCCUAUUGAUGAUUAG